AGGUUAGAGCAUAUUCAAUUAGUAAAAUAGAUGAUAUUCUUAAUGUAUAUGGAAUAUCUCAGAAUCCAAAUACAAAAGAUUAUAUUAUAGUUGUUGAAUAUGCAGAUGGCGGAAGUUAUAAUAAUUGGAUAAGCAUAAAUUACAAAGAUUUUAAUUGGAGAAAUAAAAUACAAACACUACUUAGUAUCAUUGAAGGUCUCAAAGGAAUUCAUAAAAAACAGAAGGUUCAUCAUGAUUUUCAUACAGGGAACAUAUUGUUUUUAACAAAAAACUUAAAUAAUCUUAAUAGGAAAUCAUUAUUUAUAUCAGAUAUGGGAUUAUGUGAAGAUGUGAAUAGCACAAGUGAUAUAAAAACUUAUGGAGUUAUCCCUUAUAUAGCGCCUGAAGUAUUAAGAAGAAAACCUUAUAGUCAAGCAGCAGAUAUAUAUAGCUUUGGUAUGAUUAUGUAUUUUACAGCAACUGGAAAGCAACCUUUUGACGAUUGUGCACAUGACCAUCAUUUAACAUUAGAGAUAUGCAAUGGAAUUAGACCUGAAAUAAAUGAGCUGGAAGUACCAAAAUGUUAUAUUGACUUAAUGAAAAGAUGUUGGGAUUCAAAUCCAGAUAAUAGACCAAAUGCUACUGAAUUAAAUAUUGAGAUUAAGUCAUUUUAUGAUUUUUAUAGUUCAUAUAAAAAAGGCAAUUUAAAUGCAACUGAAAUUAGAAAGCAAUUUAAAGAAGCAGAAGCUUACAGAAAAUUACAUCUCUCUUCUUUUAAGGAAAACAAACAACAUCCAGGAGCUAUUUAUACAUCUCGAUUACUUAACCCUUUUACAAAAGAUCUUCCUAAGUAUGAUAAUAAUAAUUCUGAAUGUUUAAGUUGUGCAAUUAUUGCUGAUUGAUGAUAUCUUACCAUGAUGAAACUUAAAAUACCGUCAGAAGUUUAACUAGUAACUUUAAUAUUUUUUUUGUCUUCCACAAAGUUUAUUUAAUAAUAACAUGCAUUUAUGCUUGCC
Molecule: messenger RNA, 995 nt
Organism: Rhizophagus irregularis DAOM 181602=DAOM 197198
Lineage: Eukaryota; Fungi; Glomeromycota; Glomeromycetes; Glomerales; Glomeraceae
Source: RefSeq, a predicted model, not a curated record